Molecule: messenger RNA, 5628 nt
Organism: Porites evermanni
Lineage: Eukaryota; Metazoa; Cnidaria; Anthozoa; Scleractinia; Poritidae
Source: the annotation of a GenBank genome assembly
GGGAUCCAUCAUUACUUCGAUGGCCUUGUAGCGAGGUAAGAAGGUGAAAUGUUUGGAUGAAUUUUCUUCGCGGCAGACAGGACACAGGUCUCGUGACCAAAAUCGUAAAUGUAAUAGUACUGUUUGGCGGAAGCUUCUUUCACUUAUCUUGCGGUCCUUUCUUUUGCAGGCAUGAAGGAAUUCUCGCCAUUUUGGUUACAGACAGAGACGGAGUUCCUCUAGUGAAAGGUUAAAGUCAAUUAAUUUGCUUGUUGAUACUGAAAGAUCGAUAUAGCACAUCAAGUGCAGUUUCUACAGCAGGUUUCAGUUGCUCAAAGUGUUAGAAAUAGUAUCAUGGCGCGGGACCAAGGCUGUAGCCAGAUGAAAUUCUCACCAAGAAAGUUUAAAAGACAAAAAUAUCUAUAACCUUUUUAGCAACAUAUUUUUCCACAAGGCACUCCUAGGUGCAGAUAUGCGCGCAGGUCCUAGAUUGGAACCUCGAUAUAACGAAGGGCUAAGGCAAAAUGCGUUAGCUAUACCGAGGUUUCGUUAUAUCGAGGUUCUUUUCCAUAUAUUUUACUAUUACUGGGUUAAGGAAGAUUGUUCGUUAUACCCAGGACUUCAUUAUAUCGAGGUUCGUUAUAUCAAAGUUCCACAGUAUCCUCCAAAGAAACUCUUUUGCAGAAACGCCUCCUCCCCACCCCCAACCCCACAUAAAAACAAAUCAGCCCAUUCCCUAAACUAGGUAUACCUAUCGAUAGAGUGCCAACGAGCAAAUCAUGCGUAUUUUUCAUAGGAUGGAUUCCUUUUUUCCAACAUUUGACAGUUUCUUGGUCCCUUCCUGUUGAAAGGAUUAUUUUCUUGAAACUGAGGUGCUAUGCGAGUAUAAAGGUUCAGAGAAGAGUCAGUCUUCAGACUCCUGUGGCUUUACGAACCUGCUCUAUAAAAGUUUGAAGUGUCAUUUUGAAAGAAUAAAACAGCUUGCAGAGGAAGCGAUCGGUAAUAUUUAGGGGGAAAUAUAAAAAAUGAUUGUUUCUCUUACCACUACAAAAUUAGUGUUGGUUCGGUUUCACUUUGUAGAUAAAUAUUUGUGCAGUUUAAUCAUUUAAACCUCCUCUGAAAUUUCCCGAGGCUUUUUGUCGAGUUCCCGAUUGAAUUUUAGAAUGAUUGGCUGCUCUCACUUGAAAUGUUUCCAAGGACAUACAAUGUAAGGCACAUCGGUAUUUUGUUUUCACUUUAUAAUAAAUUUGGCCAGGUUUCGAAAAAAUAGCGUUGUUUUCUUUUCCUUUCUCCUUCGCUCUAGGCUUGUAAUUCUUUUUUAUUCUUAUUUUUCCAUUUGCUGGUUAGAUUUUUUCACCAACAUCAGAUUUUCCAACAGAAGCGACUAUAUACUAUUUGUAUCAAGCUUUCCUCAUCUCCUCAUGUAAUCUGAUUCUUUUGCUUGUUUCACAUGGAAAAAUUUUCUUUGCUUAAACUGUUGUUUUACAAGCUUCUCUUCAUUAAAACUUUGCAUUAAUGGCCCCCCAAAGUAAUACAAUGCAUCAAGUUUUCAUUUUCCCCGACUGCCGGGGCCAGAUUUAGGUGAAUAAACAAUAAAAGCUUACCACAUUCAAGUUCAGUCUUCGCUUGCCGCUAAGGAAAGAACACAUGUGCGCCAAGUAUAGUUUACCGCCUUUUGAUUAGCUGAAACUGUCACACCACUUGGUCUCAGGGGAAUCUACAUUACAUGAGGUUACACUUUUUGAAACUCGAUCGAGAAUUUUUCUGCCUACAGCCGAGUCUUGCGCGGCUCUAUUGUGCUGCCGCCUCGCCAUCUGAGCGUGGCUCGUUGGCAAUUAUAGGGCACGAUCCAUUCAACCGAAAUUUCUGGAAAUUUUGGUCCAAAACUCAGUGGAUCCAUUGGGUCCAGCUGGAAAAGUUUCGAAAAAACUGGUCCACCUUUUGAGGUCCACCACUUUUGCCAGUCGGACCGGUCAGAAUUUUGGUUGCAUGAAUUGUGCCCGUAAUGUGGGCAUGGCUCAAGCAAUAAAUAUGCAAAGUCAUCAGAUACAGGCUGCCAAAUUUCUCUUUUCUGACAAAGCAGUCUUGUGAUGAAAUGCAGUGGACAUGCAAAAAUGCUAUAAUUGGCAACCUUUGCAAAUCUUCGGGAAUGUUUGUAAGUCAUCAGAACAUCUUUUGGACCGUUCCAAAUUCAUUGGAUUUUUCUGGUAGUUUGGAAAGUGUAGUUAAAAAAAUCACAUGCACUUGACUCAGGAGAAGUUGGUAGGUUUAGUAUGUGUGUGCGGUAGCCUUCUGAGUCUCGUUUUGAUAGUAAUAAUCCUGGACUUUUGGCAAAGUGAAUGGUCAGCCCUUCCUCAGAGACAGGUUUCAACAAAUCGGGUCAUUGUUGUUUAAAUGUAAGAUAGAGCUAUCCACCUGAUAAAUCACUAUCCAAUGGAUAAGUAUUAGGGAAACUAUUGCAAUAUCCAUUGGAGUUUAGUUAUAAAUUUGUCAUACAGAAAAAUGCUCCACAAAUCCCAAUUAUAAAGCUUCUUUCCCCCUAGAUUAGCCUGUUGCUGCUUUUUGCAGUUAGGGUUGUAUGUGUAAUUUUAUGUAUCUAAGUUUCUUUUUAUUUUGUGACACAGAAUUAAACAAUUGAAUUAAGUACAGUCAAACCUCAUUACUACGGACACUUAGCCUCCCACACUGAGGUUCUCAGGGGUUCGUCAACAGUCCUGCCCCACGAACGUCUGCUGAAUCGAGUGGCUAGAUUCCUUUUCCUUUGUUCGUGUUCGCAAAUAUCAGUUGGAGCUUAGUGUAGAUUAUCGGAUAACCAAUCGGUACUGAAGUGAGAGUGUUGAAAAGCCAAACACAUAUGUACAAGCUUGGUAGGGUGUGGUAUGUGACCAAAGAGUUUUCAUUUGGACAAAAUUUUAGGAGAUAAGCAUUUGCGUUUUGUAUAUUUCUCUGGAUUAGAUGUCAUUUGCUCAUAAAGGUUGUUCUGUGGGUGAGGCAAUGGGGGAAGUUGUAACUGAUCAAAAGGCAGAAUUUUUUUCGGACUUUAUUGUUUUGUAGUAAAGCCGACUUCCGUUCAGCAAAUUAAACCUCCAAGGUAAUUUUUUCAAUGAGAUUGUUGAGGGCAGUUUCUAGUGUGAAGGCGUGUGAGUUAACAAAAUCUUGGUUGGACAUAGCCAAAAAAGGUUGAACUUUAUAUCGGAUAAAAUAGAGUACAUACCACGCUAAUGUACAAGAAAACUUCAUUCCCCAAGUCAGUGUUGUUACGUGAAUUUGAGAUUGCCCUAAGACAAAGUAAGAUUUACUCAAGUAGUCUGAAGGCAGAUUUUUAUUCAUCCUUUCUGUAAAAUCAUUUACGAGAAAAAUAUUCUCCGGACAUAAUGUCCGAACACAGGUGGGAUUUCAUUGAAAACUAGCAAAUUUAUUUUAAGUAAUAGUUAUUAAAAUUAAUUUCUCCCUCUAACAUACAGUUUCAGAUCCCAAAGUACCGCAAAAUGCUCUUAGGGCCAGCUUUCUCUCAACAUUUUCCACAACAGCAGAACAGGUAAGAUCUAGACCAUUGUUGUGCUUACAGUUUCUAUGGAAACUGUAACACUAUGCAGUCAUGCUGUGUCCGUAAUGUCCAUAGGUAAGAAAAGUAAUAAUUCUGAAGGCCAGAUACAGAAUACUGUGUGACUCAGUUUGCAAACAAGGAGAGUCUAUAACACUCCAGUCAUUGCUUGUCAUUUUAUCAAAGUUAUAUAUUUUUUCUAGUCAAAAGAAAUUUUGAUUAGAAAUUUUGGGGUGUUUGUCGUUUUCUACAGCAAGCUUGAACUACAGCACAACAUUGCAUGGAAAAUUGGUAAAAUGUCAGAGAGGCCCUUUAGAGCAAAGUUUCUCAACUAUCUUUGUCACUGAUUGCAGAACUACGUGUUAAAUGCAUCUAUCAUAAAUAAGAUAAAAAUAGUACAGUGAACAUGUGUGUUUGAUGAAGGUCAAAGCUGUAAAGACAGUCCCGUUAACUGUUUGCGUAUAAUUGCAGACUUCUUUACAAUUUCAUUUCUCCAUUCCAGGCAAGCAAGCUGGGAUUAUCCAAAAACAAAAGCAUUGUGUGUUUCUUUGCUUCUUAUCAGGUAAGUUAAACUUAUAAGGGGCAAAAUAAGAGCAACUUCAUUUUUGUUAUAUGUAGAGAGAUGGAUUACUGGCUUUCAAAAUGUAGUUGUGGUUUAGUUUCUAUUAAAGAGAUUAAGAGUCACAUUUACAACAAACGGCAAACAUCAGGUUCAAGUUGAGAAUUUCUCAGAGGAGAAAAUAAUCAGAGAAAAACUGUCCAUAACAAUUCUUAAGAAUAAACUGGCGUGAAACCACAUAUUUUUGAGAAGGAGUAAUAAUCAGUAAAGGAGAAUUAAGGAGAAAACUUGGUCACAUGAUAGAAAUUCACGUCUGUCCUUUGGUGUAAAUGUGACUUUUAAUCUCUCCGUUGCCUUAAAUUGGGGGAUAGCAUUGUUUGAUCGAUGAGUUGGAAACAAAGGAAAAUAAAAUGUAAAUCAAAGGUAACAUUAAACCUCAACUAAUAGGUGUACAUUAUUUCAUUUUCAUUUACUGUCUCUCCAGUAUUAUUUCUCUUUAUGGAACUAUUGUUGGUUUGUUUGCAGGUGGUUCAUUUUAGUUUUCCACCUCUUGUUGUCAGUAUAAUUGCAACCAGCCAGGCAAAUACAGGUCAGUUCAACUUUGUUUUUUAAUUAGAAAUUUCACUCAAAGGUAUGAACUUUGACAAAAUAAUAUGGAAAAGACGACGCCUUUUCCCUUUGAAAAAAGGGGAUGAUGGUAGGCAAACACCAUAAUGUGUCAUUUUGCCAACCUUGAUUUAGUGAUUGGGUGGGGCAGGGAGUGCUGCUCAUAAUUGUGCUCUUUGUUGCGGUCAACUCAAUACAAGUAUCCGUCUAUUAAAGUAUUGAAGAAAAUUACCACCUCUAGGGGUCCAUUCAAGAGAAAUGUUAACCUUAUAAAGUCAGUAGAUUGGAAAAAGUAGCAUGACAGCAAUAGAAGUAAGAUUGAAAGCAGCCCCAUCUUUAGAUUUAGCACAGUCUUUUCCAGACUUUUCUAUUUGACAAAAUAGAAAAGGUCUUUAUAAGAAGCUGGCCAGCAUUGUAAUAUCCCAAAUUUCGCCACUGCAAAAAGUUGCUGAUGAGUAUUAUUUUAGGGGCUGUAAUGUGCAGUGAAAAAAAUUGAAAACUGACAAAAGCUUGCAACCAUAACGUUGUUGUUGUUGUUUGUUUGUUUGUUUGUUUGUUUUAGGUCUCCUGCUGGGACUAGAAAGCGACUUUGAACAAACAAUAAGAGCAGUAAAAAGUGUUGUGGAUGGAGUAUAGGACACAAAUUGUAACAAAUUAAAAUUAGUUAAUGAUAGAAUUUAGAAAUACAAUUUAUUACUUUUUACAACAAGCUUCUCAGGUCAAGAUUUCUUUUGAGGUAAGCUGUCAACAAUCAGUGAAAAAAAAUUGCUUCGGUCAUUUAAGGCACGUCAACAACUUUAUUAUUGAAGGCGCGUAAAGUCAAAGAAAGUUGGGCUAGACCACUUCAUAUAAAUUCCAACUUGUUCUUCUCGAAGACUGUAUGUUUUGUAUGAACAGAGAACAAAAGGUUUUUCAAUAAAAUCAACUAUUGAGAUAUCCC